Molecule: messenger RNA, 1490 nt
Organism: Falco peregrinus (peregrine falcon)
Lineage: Eukaryota; Metazoa; Chordata; Aves; Falconiformes; Falconidae
Gene: GPR87
Product: G protein-coupled receptor 87
Exons: 2
Coding region: 1-1095 (364 amino acids)
Biological process (GO): G protein-coupled receptor signaling pathway
Cellular component (GO): membrane
Molecular function (GO): G protein-coupled purinergic nucleotide receptor activity
Source: RefSeq, a predicted model, not a curated record
AUGGUCACUGCAGACCCCAUCCUGCAGCAGGGAGCGCCCAGCUCCACCUGGAUGGCAGAUGAUCGUCUGAGCCAAGACAACAGUACCUCAUCCAACUCCACAGCAGGCUUACUUGGGAACUCCACACACAACGAAUUCACCACCAUCGUCUUGCCUGUGCUUUACCUCAUCAUCUUCCUGGCAAGCAUCUUGCUGAAUGGCCUAGCAGUGUGGAUUUUUUUCCACAUAAGAAAUAAAACAAGUUUUAUAUUUUACCUCAAAAACAUUGUGGUUGCAGAUCUUCUAAUGACACUGACGUUCCCAUUCAAGAUAAUCCAGGACUCACAGCUGGGACCAUGGCACUUCAACUCCUUCCUGUGCCGAUACACCACAGUUCUGUUUUACACAAACAUGUACACCACAAUUGUGUUCCUCGGACUCAUCAGCAUUGACCGCUACCUGAAAGUAGUGAAGCCUUUUGGAGACUCCAGGAUGUAUAGCAUCACUUUCACCAAGAUCUUAUCUGCCUGCGUUUGGGUUGUAAUGGCUUUCCUAGCUUUACCAAACCUGAUUCUUACAAAUGGCUACCCAACAAAGAAGAACAUAGAUGACUGCAUAAAGCUGAAAUCUCCACUGGGAGUCAAGUGGCACACAGCUGUCAUUUACAUCAACACCUGCAUGUUUGUAGUGGUGCUGAUAGUACUGAUAGGAUGCUACAUUGCGAUAUCCAGGUACAUUUAUAAAUCGAGCAAACAAUUCAUUAGCUCAUCAAGCAGAAAGAGAAAGCAUAAUCAAAGUAUAAGGGUUGUCGUGGCUGUAUUUUUCACUUGCUUUCUGCCAUAUCAUUUGUGCAGAAUACCCUUUACUUUCAGCCAUCUAGAUAAAAUUUUAGAUGACUCUGCACAUAAAAUCUUGUAUUAUUGUAAGGAAAUGACACUGUUCCUGUCCGCAUGCAAUGUCUGUCUGGAUCCAAUAAUUUACUUUUUCAUGUGUAGAUCAUUCUCACGAAGGCUGUUUAGAAAAUCAAAUAUGAGAACCAGAAGUGAGAGUAUCAGAUCACUUCAGAGUGUUAGAAGAUCAGAAGUGCGCAUAUACCAUGAAUACACUGAUGUCUGAAGCCACACCCACAGACUUUUGAUAAUUUGCAAGGGUGUAUGUAUAUCAUGUAAAUAAAAGGUAUCUUUGAGUAUCUGACCAUGGAAGUUCAUUAAGGAACGUGCAGACAUACACAGAUUUUCCACUGCAGCUUACUAACAUCCAUCUCAAAAUUCAAAAGCUUAAAUCCACACAGAGAUCACGUUCACUUCAGAGGGGGUUUGGGGGUUGUUUUGGGUGGGUGGGUGGGGGUUUUUUAAAGGCCAGCACAAGCUAAGGAUGCCUCAGCUCAGAAAGCAACCAGGAGCUCCAGGAGGCCCCAGCCAAGAUGGACAAGCUCUGGCCUUGGAGUGGGAUCCAACAUCCUCGGGGUUCAGUGGAUGGCUGCAGAAGGGCUUGUAGCAGGUGAAGGCGAA